Molecule: messenger RNA, 645 nt
Organism: Yamadazyma jaroonii
Lineage: Eukaryota; Fungi; Ascomycota; Pichiomycetes; Serinales; Debaryomycetaceae
Source: the annotation of a GenBank genome assembly
AUGAAACAAUAUCUAAAACAUCCUGUGUUAAUCAAUCCAGCACGUUGGACAAAAGUUCCCAAAUACCAAACAGAGAAUGCAUUACAAAGCAGUGAAUAUAUUCAGCUGUUAGAAAGAAACCCAUUCGCUCGUAAUUUGAUGAAAACCAAUAGCUCAAAUCAAACAUAUAGAUUUCCUAAUGGAAGUUUGUUAAAAAUUAUCACUGAAACCAAAGAUAACCAGCACCUCAUGAUACCGACAAUAGACGAAAUUGAUGUCAAAAGCUUGGCUAUACCGAGCUACGUCAUAAACAAUAAAAAGUAUUUGAAAAUGAUAGAUGAUAGACAGAUGUGGAAGUCUCAUCUUCCUAUUAAAUACAAGAUAAAUAAUCCAGAGAGUGUAGUCAGAAAUACCAAUCCUAUGCCCGAUUUCAUCAAACACUAUCAAAGUAUGCUUGAACAUCGUAUACGAGAAGGUUUAAGUGAAAUCAUCUCAGAUUCCCCCAAUGAAGAGUCUUUGAGACUCGUUAAUGAGGGUGCAUUAUAUGAAAUCAUCAGGAAUGAACUUAUAAUCAACCUUCCAAAUAUUGAUCACGAGGGAUACGUGGCUUAUGAGCAUAAGGAACUUUGUCUGUAUAUACUAGCGUUAAUGAUGUAUCUAAUGUAA